UCUGAAGUAUGGCUGGCCCCAACAUCUCCAGGAAUUCUUCUUGCAAUCCUACACUGACGCCCCAUUUAACCAGUCUCUACCUCGUGGUGCUCAUUGGUGGGCUGGUGGGUAUCAUCUGUAUUCUGUUUCUGCUGGUGAAAAUGAACACCCGUUCUGUGACCACCAUGGCGGUUGUGAACUUGGUGGUGGUCCACAGUGUUUUUCUGCUGACGGUGCCUUUCCGCUUGGCCUACCUCAUCAAGCUGACUUGGACAUUUGGGCUGCCCUUCUGCAAAUUCGUGAGUGCCAUGCUGCACAUCCACAUGUACCUCACAUUCCUGUUCUAUGUGGUGAUCCUGGUCACCAGGUACCUCAUCUUCUUCAAGUGCAAGGACAAAGUGGAAUUCUACAGAAAGCUGCACGCUGUGGCUGCCAGUGCCAGCAUGUGGAUGCUGGUGAUUGUCAUUGUGGUGCCCCUCGUUGUUUCCCAGUACGGAAGGCAGGGGGAGUACAAUGAGACCCUCUGUUUUAAAUUCCACAAAGAACUUGUUCACGUGGAUGUACAAGUCAUCAACUACAUGAUGGCCGCUGUGGUCAUAGCCAUUGCAGUGAUUCUCUUGAUCUUCCAGGUCUUUAUCAUAAUAUCGAUGGUGAGGAAGCUAGGUCACUCCUUGCUAUCCCACCAGGAGUUCUGGGCUCAACUGAAAAACCUAUUUUUUAUAGGGAUCAUCCUCGUUUGUUUCCUUCCCUACCAGUUCUUUAGGAUCUAUUACUUACCACACUCCAAUGACUGUAAUGUUGCAUUUUACAAUGAAAUCCUCUUGAGUGUAACAGCAAUCAGCUGCUGUGACUUGCUGCUGUUUGUUUUGGGAGGAAGUCGUUGGUUUAAGCAAAAGAUAAUGGACUUGUGGAAUUGUGUUGUGUGCUGUUAGCCCAAAUCUCAGUCUUCAUAAUUGCUUCCUUUAUAUUGGGAAUGAGAAUGGGCACAGGGAAUGUCAGAAUGGUAGUUCAUUAUAUGAUCAAACCAUGCCUUGAUCUAGCCAGACAAGAGGAUUAUAUAAUGUUAGAACACUCAGCCUAGUCCUUAUUUAAUCCUGUGGUCUCUAAAUGAUGCCCAUACAAAGACGAGUGACGUUGAGGCCACCUGGAGUUGUAAUACUGCAUUAUACGUAUUUUCCAAUACAGAACAUCUGAUUGGCCCAUCCAGGUAACAUGAGCCUAACAAGUUUUAGAGUUUCAUUACCUCAUUCUAAUUUCCUCCAUUGGAAACAUGACCUUUUUAAAGGCUUUGAACUGGAUUCAACUCUUUAGUUCUUUUCACUCCACUUCUCCUAAGAUAGGUUUAUCCUGGGCAUGAUUUAGCUACAAAGACACAAAUUCUUCUUGGCUAACCAGAUAAGAUGUCCCAUUCAUCUCAUACCCUGACAAAAACAAAUAAGGAAGAAAAUAGUAAGAAACUUUUCAAGAUUAUCAAAACGCUGACGGGAAGUCAGGAACUUGUGGCCUUCUGUCAUAACAAGAUUUCUUAGAUUUGUUCUUUGACAGGUCAACUUUAAGGACAUGGAAAUCAACUUUCUCAAUAUUACCAAGUGUACUCUUGCUACAAAAAUCAUUUGAAAGUUUACAGAGCAUGCAUAAAUAAUGGUCAAACUACGACUUAGAGACUUUUCUUGGACAAAGCAUUAAAAUGAAUUACCAAGGGAAGUGAUUUUUUUCCUUUUCUGAUUUCUGAGAGAAUUUCUCAGUGUGCUGGGCUCCAGUUCAUUUAGAUUAUUUUUGGGAAAAGAAAGUUAUUUGAAAUUUUUAUAGUUCUCUUCCACUCUUAAAGUAAUGUGUUUUUAAAUAAACAAAAACUAAAAACAGGGAGUGGUGGGAAAUUUAUGUACGUAUUUAAAAUCACAUUAAGUUAUAUUGUGAGAUUAGGCUAUAUAAAGAAGGUUUUCUGAAUAUUUGAGGAAUGGAUGAAUAAACAUACUUGAAAGUAAUAAAUUUACAAUUCUUUAAAAUGCUAAAUGAUUUGGAUUUUCUUAUUAUAUUUGGAGUCACUUUUUAUGAAAUUUGAUUCAUAAUUUGUGAUAUGUAAGUGUUAAUUGAUUUUAUUUCAAGAAUCUCCAUUGCUGGCUAGCUUGAUACACAGAUUUGUGGGGUUUUGCUUUUUUGCUUUUUGGGUUUUGUUUUUCCUCCUCCUCCCCAUACUUCUUUGCCCUUAAUAUUCUCAAAACUAUCCCAGGAGCCUAGUCUUCUAUUUAAUGCUUUGGAAAACCCAAAGUAAUUAAAGAUAUGAAUAGAAGAACUGAAUGAAUUAAGAAAACGUUUUCUUUUUCAUCAAGGUAAAUCUUCCAGAAUUAAGUUUUUCUCAAUUUGUUAUCACUUUACGGAUCCAAAGAUUGUUCAGAUAAAUAAUAAAUACCCUUGUGAGCUUUUGUGCUCCCAUUACUCAGUUAUAGAAAUUAAUUCUGAGGACGAAAAAGUAGCAAUGUAGUUCAAACAUGACUUGUUUCAGAUUUUUUUCCUGUUUUAAAUUUUCUUUUAUCUUUCUGAAAAAGUUAUAUUUACUUUAUUUCUUGUUUGUGUUUUUUUUUUCUUAGUUUUUUCUUUCUUUCUUUGACUCAAAAUUUGUGAGACAAUUACUACAACCCAUAAAUGUCUGGAGAAAAUUUGUAAUGCCCAUAGAGUAUAUAAGAAAAUUUAAAAAAUAGAAAAAUAAUUAAAUUAAAAAACGAUUUGUGGGAAUUUCGUUAUGUUUAUUUCUCUCAUGACUAUCAUAAAUUUAUCUUGUAGAUUGUAUUAUUUUCCCUUCCUGAUUUCAGACAUGUUGAGAAUAGGCAAUUUUGAUUUUCUU
Molecule: messenger RNA, 2821 nt
Organism: Nycticebus coucang (slow loris)
Lineage: Eukaryota; Metazoa; Chordata; Mammalia; Primates; Lorisidae
Gene: GPR141
Product: G protein-coupled receptor 141
Exons: 1
Coding region: 9-911 (300 amino acids)
Biological process (GO): G protein-coupled receptor signaling pathway
Cellular component (GO): membrane
Molecular function (GO): oxysterol binding; G protein-coupled receptor activity
Source: RefSeq, a predicted model, not a curated record